Acanthaster planci (crown-of-thorns starfish) is the source of this 903-nucleotide messenger RNA. RefSeq names its product glucosamine-phosphate N-acetyltransferase 1 (gene gnpnat1). NCBI's taxonomy places the organism in Eukaryota, Metazoa, Echinodermata, Asteroidea, Valvatida, Acanthasteridae. The record is from RefSeq and is a predicted model, not a curated record. Gene Ontology annotation, molecular function: glucosamine 6-phosphate N-acetyltransferase activity.
UUCACCAGUUGUAGAUUUUGACGGGACGCAAGAUAGACGUCGUUGCUGGAUCUGUCCUGCUGUGACAGUGCAGUGUUAACGUCGUGAACAUCUCUGAAAAAACACUUAUUUCUCAUUCUAGAAGUAACUUUACAUUGGGUUUCAAAGGAAAUGGAGAAUGGAAUGGAAGACAUCCUGAUGUACGACAAAAGUUUAUUAACGGGAAUAGACUUUGAGGGACGGUCAAAGGUUAAAUUCCACUCAUCUGCAUCACCAUCAAACCCGGGAGAUUCACUGGUCCUGAGACCAUUGAGCACAGGUGAUUUUGAAAGAGGAUAUAUGCAGCUUCUCAGCGAGCUCACCGUUGUCGGAGAGGUAACCCUGGACAAAUAUUUGGCCAGAUUUAAUAAGAUGAAAGAAGGUGGUAUGUACUAUGUCACAGUGGUGGAAGACACGAGCAGAAACUGCAUUGUGGCGUCGGCGACUCUUAUCCUGGAGCAGAAAUUCAUCCAUGAAUGUGCCUUGAGAGGGAGAAUAGAAGAAGUCGUAGUCCACAAAGACUACAGAGGCAAACAGCUGGGCAAACUGCUCAUGUCUGCACUGACCCUUCUCAGCCAGGACCUGGGGUGCUACAAGACGACGCUAGAGUGCGGGGAGAGUAACAUUCCAUUCUACGAGAAGUUUGGCUACGUGAAGGACAAGGAGGUUUACAUGCAAAACAGGCAUUGAGCACAGGGCAAGGGUUGGAACAUCAGACCGAUCAGAAAUCCUGCUGUCAAAUGUUACAUCGGCUUUAGAAAAUACACCAGCGCUUGAAACUCUCUGCAAACAUGCUUUAAUUCCAGUGGAAAGUAUCCGCCCCAAGCUGACUUGCACGUCCCAUCGGCAAAAGAAAGGCAGGUGGUUACAAGCAGGUUCUUGCAC